This is a messenger RNA of Arxiozyma heterogenica, 4395 nucleotides long. RefSeq names its product myosin 4 (gene MYO4). NCBI's taxonomy places the organism in Eukaryota, Fungi, Ascomycota, Saccharomycetes, Saccharomycetales, Saccharomycetaceae. Gene Ontology annotation, biological process: vesicle transport along actin filament; actin filament organization. Bases 1 to 4395 code for a protein of 1464 amino acids. Gene Ontology annotation, cellular component: vesicle; actin cytoskeleton; cytoplasm. The record is from RefSeq and is a predicted model, not a curated record. Gene Ontology annotation, molecular function: actin filament binding; microfilament motor activity; ATP binding. The transcript has a single exon.
AUGACUUUCUACGUUGGCGCCCGCUGUUGGUAUCCCAGCAAAGAACAUGGUUGGGUUGGCGCAGAGAUCAUUGAACUGAAUUCUGAAUCUACUGAAGCUAGAUUAAGAUUGGAAAAUGAUGAAGAGAUCGAAGUUAAUUUAGAUAAAAUUAAGGAAGAUUUCAAUGAUGCUCUUCAUUUAAGAAAUCCACCUGUGUUAGAAGCUACUGAUGAUUUAACUUCUCUUACAUUUUUAAAUGAACCUGCUGUAUUACAUGCAAUCAAGAAAAGAUUUACAGAUAAAAAUAUUUACACAUAUUCAGGAAUUGUUCUUAUUGCAACAAAUCCGUUUGCUAAUGUAGAUGAGCUGUAUAGUCCUGAAAAAAUUCAUGAAUAUUCCACAAACCGUAAAGAAGAUUUGCAACCACAUAUUUUUGCCAUUGCAGAUUCUGCUUUUAAACAUAUGAAGAACUAUGGUGAGAAUCAGACUAUUAUUGUUAGUGGUGAAUCUGGUGCAGGAAAAACUGUAUCUGCAAAAUAUAUUAUGAGAUACUAUGCUUCAGUUCAGGAUGAAGCUGCACAUAUGCAAAAGACGUCAGAGAUUGAACAUAGAAUACUUGCAACAAAUCCAAUUAUGGAAGCAUUUGGUAAUGCUAAGACUACAAGAAACGAUAAUUCUUCUAGAUUUGGUAAAUAUCUAUCCAUCUCUUUUAAUAAAGAUAACAAAAUUUUAGGAGCACAAAUUAAAACAUAUUUAUUAGAAAGAUCUAGAUUAGUGUUUCAACCUAAGGGGGAAAGAAAUUACCAUAUAUUUUAUCAAAUGUUAAAUGGUUUAACAGAUGAUCAAAAGGUUAAACUACAUUUAGAUAAGCCCAUAGACUAUUACUAUUAUAUGAAUCAAGGUGGUGAUCCAUAUAUUCCAGAUGUCAGUGAUAAGGAUGAAUUUCAUACUACAAUAAAUGCAUUGGGUAUGGUGGGUAUCCAUUCUGAAGUUCAAGAACAAAUUUUCCAAAUAUUAUCUGGUAUUCUUCAUCUUGGAAAUAUUGAAAUCAAAAAAUUAAGAAAUGAUGCUUCUGUAUCUUCUGAGGAUAAAAAUUUACAGAUCGCGUGUGAAUUAUUAGGAAUUGAUUCAUUCAAUUUUGCUAAAUGGAUUACAAAAAAACAAAUAAUAACAAGAUCUGAAAAAAUCAUAUCAAAUUUAAAUUAUAAUCAAGCUAUUGUAGUUAGAGAUUCUGUUUCUAAAUUCAUAUAUUCAGCAUUAUUUAAUUGGUUGAUUGAAACCAUUAAUGCUAAUUUAAAUAAGGAGAUAAAGUCAGAUGAUGUUAAAUAUUUCAUUGGUGUUCUCGAUAUCUAUGGUUUUGAACAUUUUGAAAAAAAUUCAUUUGAACAAUUUUGUAUCAAUUAUGCUAAUGAAAAAUUGCAACAGGAAUUUAAUCAGCAUGUUUUUAAAUUAGAGCAAGAAGAAUAUAUUAAAGAGGAGAUAGAAUGGUCAUUUAUUGAAUUCAAUGAUAAUCAGCCAUGUAUAGACUUAAUUGAAAAUAAGCUUGGUAUUCUAUCUCUUUUAGAUGAAGAAAGUAGAUUACCCUCAGGUUCUGAUGAAUCAUGGACUCAAAAAUUAUAUCAAUCUUUCGAUAAAGAGCCAACAAACAAAGUCUUCUCUAAACCAAGAUUUGGCCAAACAAAAUUUGUUGUUAGUCACUAUGCACAUGAUGUGGCUUAUGAUGUAGAAGGUUUUAUUGAGAAAAAUAGAGAUACUGUACCAGAUACCCAUUUAGAAAUUCUUAAAUCAUCAUCAAACAAAAUGUUGGUUUCUCUAUUAGAUAAUUUAGAAAAAACUUCAAUGAAUAUAGAGGAAAAGAAAAAAGAACAUACAACUUUCCCUGGUUCAAGAAGAAUGGUGCAAAAAAAGCCAACCUUAGGUUCAUUAUUCAAAGGUUCAUUAACAGAUUUAAUGAAUACGAUAAAUGCAACUAAUGUUCAUUAUAUUCGUUGCAUCAAACCGAAUCCAAAUAAAGAAGCAUGGAAAUUUGAGAAUUUAAUGGUUUUAUCCCAAUUACGUGCUUGUGGUGUUCUUGAAACAAUCAAAAUGUCAUCUGCUGGUUUCCCAUCUAGAUGGUCAUUUGAUGAAUUUGUUCAAAGGUACUAUUUUUUGGUACCAAAUUCUGAAUGGCAACAAUAUCUAUAUGAUGAUACCGCUAAUCUUCUCCCAUUAGUUAAAAAUAUUCUGGAUGUCACUAUUGAUGAUAAAGAGAAAUACCAAAUAGGUAGAACCAAAAUAUUUUUUAGAGCCGGCAUGCUAGCUCAAUUAGAAAAAUUGAGAUCUACUGUAUUUACUAAAAUUAUAACAAAAAUCCAAAAGAAGAUUAGAGGCAGAUACUAUAGAAAACAAUAUUUAGCCAUUAUAGAGUCCAUUAGAAAUAUUCAACUACGUUUGCACAACAAUCUCCUUCGGAAAAAAAUUAAUCAUGAAUUACAAAUAAGAUUUGCAACUAUGAUUCAAUCUGUCAUUAGAGCAAAAACUGUCCAAACAUACUAUGCCGAUAUUGUCAGAUCGAAUAUUUUACUUCAAGCAUAUUUGAAAAAGAUAUUAAUACAAGAGUAUAUUAGGCAAGAACAAAGAAAGGUAGCUCUAGUGCUGAUUCAAAGUAGAAUAAAGGCAUAUUAUCAAAGAUCAAAAUACACAAAGAUGAAGAAAUCAUCUAUUAUGAUUCAGUCACAUAUGAGAAAAAGAGCAGCACAAAUCGAAUAUCAAAAAUUGAAAGAAUCUAUGAUGUUUUCUAAUUCUGAAGAAGCUAAAUUAAUUGUAGAGUUUCUUGAUUUCAUAAAAGAACUCAAAGAUAAAAUUAAUGAAAAUAAAACAAAUUAUGAUACUAUAAAGCAGUUGGAAAACUCUGAAGAUAUACUUUCUAUAUUAAACAAUGAUACAAAGUAUAAUGAUAUGAAAUUGGAGAUUAAUAAUGUAAUAAAUCUUUUACAGAAAAAUUAUUCUGAUAUAAAAACCUUACGUAAGCAAUAUAUUCAAUGGCAAAAUACUGUUAAAUCUCAAUUAAAAUAUUUUAACAAUAAGGAAACACACAAAGCUGAUAAUAAAACUAAUAUAUUACACGAAAGGUUACAUUUAUUAGAUUCAGAAUUAAAAGAUAUUGUUUUAUUAAAUGAUACGUCAAAAUUUGCAACAAUUAAUCAUAGUGCAUCUCCUGAAUCAAAGUUAAAUGUAGAUUUAGAAAAUAUUUCUGAAGAUAGCACGAUGUUCUUAUCACAACAAGUCAACAACCCAAAUAUCAAAAACAUACUUACAGUGGAAAAGGAUAUAUUUAAUGAGGUACAUGAUGAAUUUUUAAAAUCGUACACAAUCCCAAGAAUUGUUAAUGAAUUUGAUAAUAAUAUUUCUAUCUUAUAUCCAGCACUACUUAUAAAUUUUGUUUCUCAAAAGUAUAUUGAUAACAAACUUUUUAACAAUUUAAUAAACUUCCUUGAAAGUUCCAUAAAUAGUAUAUUACAAAAUAUGUCAAACCUAUCUGACGAUAAAAAUUUAGUUGGGGAUGGUUUAUUCUGGUUUAGUAACUUGUUUGAAAUUUACUCAUAUAUUAAAUCUUUUAUUGACAGAGACGAAACACAUUCUUACUGGCAUGAAUUGAUAGGCAAUGCAUUAAUUACUGCUUAUAAUACUUGGUUGAAAAAAUUGAUGUCAUAUAUUAGAUAUGAUCUCAAUUUAUCAAAUAUUUUAAUUGGGUCCCCAUCACGAUUUAAUGAAGAAGGAAUCAAUGAGAAGAAAUUAACACAUUUGUUGGUAUUUUUCUACGAAUUAAUUAAGUUCUCAAAAAUGUAUAAGUUAGAAAACCAUAUUGUACAUGGAAUUAUCAUUAAUAUUUUAAAUUUUACCAAUUCACUAUGUGUUAACGAUCUUUGUGUUAAAUUCUAUAAUAUGGAUUGGAAGUUGGGUCAUAAAAUCCAUAAUAAUUUAAAAUCAUUAGAUGAUUGGUUCUUAAAACAUAACAUUAAGAUAGAUCCAAGAAAAGAUUUAGUUCAUUUGAGACAGUUGUGUACAUUGCUACAAUUGAGAAUGAACAAUUUAUCGGACUUGGAAGUUGCUAAAGAUUUUUGUUAUCUUUUAAACCCAGUCCAAUUGCAAACAAUUUUAAAAAAAUAUAAGCCAGCUAAAGGGGAUUCUAAAAUACCAUCUGAUAUUCUUGAUCAUUUAGCUAAUGUGAUAAACAAGGACAAAUCAAAAGCUGGUUCAUUAACACUAAAGAUGGAAUUAAAUGAUUUUCCUAAUCCAGUUCUUGAUAAAUCUUUGAACCUAAAAACAGAAAUUCGUGUUAUCAAUGAAGCUGAUUUACGGGAUCCAAAUGUUGUGAAUCACCCUAAAUAUAAGCUUGCUAGUAUAAAUCAAAUUGUUCGUGUAAUGACCAGCUGA